Klebsormidium nitens is the source of this 2441-nucleotide messenger RNA. The record is from the annotation of a GenBank genome assembly. NCBI's taxonomy places the organism in Eukaryota, Viridiplantae, Streptophyta, Klebsormidiophyceae, Klebsormidiales, Klebsormidiaceae.
GCCUGGAGGUAUGGUACGUCUCUACAUCUCAAAGAUACUGUCAGGAAGAAAGAAGCAGAAGCUGCAAAACUGUGACCAGUGCGUUGGCUGUUCAGGGCGCGCCGCCCAGCCUGUGCGUAUAGCACUGGACUGCGCCUGAAGGCAGAGACAUUUUCAUAAUCUCCGAAGGCGGAGGUGUUUUGAAGUUCAGUAGGCCAGAGCCAGCUUCUAGCCUCUAGUAGUAGAACCACUUCCAUAUUCCACAGAAGAGAGAAUCGGAUUGUGGCAGCUUGAACCUUCUUUCAGUGAUCUGUCAGCUGAAUGCAGGGGCUGACUAUACUUACAAUCCCAAACUUCUACUUUGGUCUUUUUCCACAACCAUAAUUGCUCGUAUUCAAAGUCUUCACCAUGCAUUUGCGGUGACGUUGAUAAAGAGGAGACUCAAUGACCAGUGGCGCCAACUUUUAGCAGGGCGCGGGACAGCUAGCGGAGUGUCUCAUCAAAGGCCCACUGAGCAACCCAGGUUGAGUAUGAAGGCAUGGCAACUGCUGCCAGAAGGUCUCGAGGAAUCUCUGUCAACAAAGCGCCUGGCGGGGUUCAGCAAGCUGAACAUAACACCGGCGGUUCUCGUCAUCUUAACCCUGCUUAACCUGUGGAUAGCCGCCAAACCAACCCAAGUACAGCAGCUGUUAGUGGUCCCUAAUUGCUGUACUGCCCAUUUACAAUCUCAUUCUGCGCACGGCACAGCAGGCGCCGCGCGCCUCUCACCCCCCGCCCAGGCUGAAACCCUGCUGCGAAACCUCCAAUUGCCUAACGACACCUGGCGGUCGUUCCCGCCGACAGUGCGGCACGACCCCAUCCUCGGUUACGACUACGGGUUAGCCCACAAGGUUGGGUGGCUUGAAAACAAGACCCGGAUUUGGGAGUGUAUGGAUAAGGUGGGGCCGCGCCGGCAGAUUACGUUUGUGGGGGAUAGUGUAACGAGGGACGCUUACGCGCGCAUGGUUGAAGCACUGGGAGGGCCAACUUCUAGCUGGGUAGGACAGAGCACCCGGAAUAUGGCCAUACAUUGGUGGCUCGCACAGGGGGAUUUUGAGCUGGACUCAGGACUUGCUCCCAUACCUGGAACGCCGCCACCCGCAAAUGUGACACUCAGCUUUCGCUUUGCUUGCAACGCCUUUCCGCACAUGACCAAGAUUCUGUCGGACCCAGCAGUGAGCAAUUCAGACGUGUUGGUGCUAAAUUCGGGACUCUGGGAGAUGGGGACGGGCUCUGGGACGGGAACGCUUAACGGGAGCUGGAUGCGAGACUACAUGUACCGAUUGUCCCAACUCGUCUUGCAUCUAAAGGAAAACUAUAAGGGCCGAGUUAUCUGGCGGACCAUGGGGGCGAUCGACUGGUACAAGGCAAAAGAAAGGGACCGGUUCCUUCCGUUCAAGUUCCGGGCAAUGAACCUGUUUGCGGAAGGCCUGUUCAGGGGGGCGGGAUACGAGGUCGUCGACUUCUGGUCGGCUAUGGCGAUCGACACGACCGGUCUCACGACGCCGGACGGGGUGCACGGGGGGGAGGCGAUCCUCGCCGAUCUGGUUUUCAACAAGGUCUGUCUCGACGAGCCGCUCUUUAGCGUAGACACAGCGGCUGAGAUCGUGAAAGCCGUAGACUCAGGCAGCAUGCCUCCGCCAAAAUUACAAGGACCGGACCCGCCCUUCGUUCCUUUCCCGUAAAAGAAUUGGGUUUGAUUGCACGUAACCAGACUCUGGUCGAAGGUGACCCGAUAUCUGGGAGCAGCGAACUAACCCCGGUUAGCAUUAACCAGGGCGACCGAGUCUGGUUGGUGCCCAUGAGUCUGGUCAGCAGAUUUAACCAGGCCUGGUCAGCGCGGCUAACCGACCGGCAUGGUUACGGAAUGGCCAGGGCCUGGUUAGCGAUUCUCGUUAACCGUCAAAAUCCCCUGUGCUAGAGCCUCAACAAAGCUUUGUGAAAAUGGUAAAAAUGUAGUUGUCAGGUCAAGGUUCGGCGUCGACCGAAGACAACGAGGAAGUUUCAGCCAAUCGCAACCGCCACGUGGCUUUUCGAACCAGUUGUAACGCGGGAUCUUAGCAAGGUUAAGGUCUACAACGGGAAGGAAGCCUAGGGUUGAGCGGCUACGCUGGCGGUUUCUUGAACUCCCAACCUGUAUCGGUCGGCGCCAAUCCUAAAGUACAGUCAAGAACACUGGUUUCAAGAAACAGGCGAUCCGAUGUAGGUCAACUUCGGACACCUCCAACUUUGAAACCUGAGCCGUACAAAAAAACACUAAUUCUUAGUCGGUGACAGGUUUAGGAUUUGUGUCAGCAAUGCAAUCUGAUGGCGUUGAGUUACUCAAAUUGACGGGUGGGUUAGGGAGAGGGUUAGACAUAUUCCGGAGUGCGAGUAGGCUGAUUGUGCUCCGGAUUCUAGUGUGACCUUAGAUGAUGCUCAGC